Molecule: messenger RNA, 4169 nt
Organism: Diospyros lotus (date-plum)
Lineage: Eukaryota; Viridiplantae; Streptophyta; Magnoliopsida; Ericales; Ebenaceae
Product: pentatricopeptide repeat-containing protein At3g24000, mitochondrial-like
Exons: 4
Coding region: 187-3192 (1001 amino acids)
Biological process (GO): RNA modification
Molecular function (GO): zinc ion binding; protein binding; RNA binding
Source: RefSeq, a predicted model, not a curated record
GUGAGAGAGCGUUUUUACGAGAAUUGGGUAAUUCGGUGGAAUAUAGCACAGGGACACACACACACACAUGCAGUGUAGGAACACUGUCUCCCUAGUUUAGUUUCUCCGAGGCUAAUGAUUUCCGCUUUUCAUGUGUUCGACACAUAGAACUACUGGUUUGGCAGCUGAAGUAUUGGUUUAUUGUUAAUGGAAUUGGAUUUUUUCUGUCUAAGCAUGCGUAUCCCAUUGCCGCCACCAGUUUUUCGAGUAGUCUUGACCCCGCUUUACCCGGUACACAGCAGUUGUGUGAUAUUGUCAAAAAAUUGCCGCAAAAUUUCGAGAUCGUCGUUGCUUUCUGUUCGUUUUCGUUCAUCGUCUUGCGCUGCUCUGGAUGUUGUCACAAAACAGCCAUUAACUGGUUCGGCUUCUGACCAUGUCGAACGGCCAGAGUUUCGGCUUCAUGGUGGGUUUCAGGUAACGCCCGCAAGAUUGCCAGAAAAUAAUGGAAAAAGUACAACUCGGAGGAAGUUUGAUAGGUUGGGCAAUGGACAGAUUGGGUGUGUAGAUAGGAAAGAGAGGCUUAAAUGGUAUUCAGAAAUGCUUAGAAAUUCUACUCUGAACUUGUCUUCGAAGGAGGGGAAAGCAAUUCAUGGGCAUUUGGUGAAAAAAGGGAUAGACCCGGACAUGCAUUUGUGGGUUUCACUGAUUAAUUUUUAUGCUAAGUGUGGCGACUUGAACUUUGCACGCCAGGUGCUUGAUGAGAUGCCUGAAAGGGAUGUUGUGUCUUGGACAGCUCUGAUUUCUGGCUUUGUGGCUGAGGGGUAUGGCAGUGAUGGUGUUUAUUUGUUUGGUGAAAUGCGGAAAGAAGGUAUUAGACCAAAUGAGUUUGCCUUGGCAACUUCCCUGAAAGCUGGCACCUUGUGCUUAAAUGUAGAGUUUGGAAAACAGGUACACGCGGAGGUUAUUAAACUCGGGACCUUUUCAGAUAUUUACGUUGGGUGUGCUCUUGUGGACCUUUAUGCGAAGUGCAGUGAGAUGGAAUAUGCUGAUAAAGUGUUCUGCUGCAUGCCAGAACAGAAUGUUGUGUCAUGGAAUGCAUUGCUUAAUGGAUAUGCUCAUAUGGGUGACGGAGAAGAGGUUUUGAAACUGUUUUGCAAGAUGACAGAAUCAAAAAUGAAGUUCAGCAAGUUUACUUUGUCUACCGUCCUAAAGGGUUGUGCUAACUCAGGAGAUCUUGGAGCAGGCAGGGUUGUGCAUGCUAUGGCAAUCAAGAUUGGGUGUGAGUUUGAUGAAUUUGUGAGUUCUAAUCUUGUAGAUAUGUACUCUAAAUGUGGGCUGGUAGAUGAAGCUCUUAAAAUAUUCACCAGGAUGAGAGAUCCUGAUAUAGUGGCAUGGACUGCAAUGAUCAGUUGUCUUGACCAGCAGGGGCAGAAACCAGAAGCUGCAAAGCUUUUUGGCUUGAUGAGGAAUUUUGGUGUGAGUCCAAAUCAAUUUACCCUAUCUAGUCUUGUUAGUGCUGCCACUGAUCUAGACCAACGAUAUUGUGAAAGCAUUCAUGCUUGUGUAUAUAAAUAUGGAUUUGAAUCUGAUUCUUCGGUCAGUAAUGCAUUAAUCACAAUGUACAUGAAAAUUGGAAAUGUUCAUAAGGGUUUCCAUAUUUUUGAUGCAUUGGGUAGUCGAGACAUAAUUUCAUGGAAUGCCCUCUUAUCAGGAUUUCAUGAUGAUGAAACAUGUGAUCAAGGGUUGCAGAUUUUCAAACAGAUGCUUGUGGAAGGUUUCAAGCCUAACAUGUACACAUUUAUCAGCAUUUUGAGGUGCUGUUCCAGCCUCAGGAAUGUAAACUUUGGGAAGCAAGUUCAUGCCCAUAUUAUUAAAGAGAUGUUUGAUGAGAAUGCUUUCAUAGGAACAGCUCUUAUAGAUGUGUACACCAAGUGCAGGUUUCUGGAAGAUGCACAAGUGAAGUUUAACAAAUUAAAUGAACGAGACCUCUUCACUUGGACAACAAUCAUUUCUGGUUAUGCACAGACUGAUCAAGGCGAGAAGGCUAUUCAGUGCUUCAGUCAAAUGCAAAAGGAUGGAGUUAAGCCCAAUGAGUUCACCCUUGCAAGCUGUUUGAGGGGUUGUGCUGGAACAACAAGCCUUGAAAAUGGGCGGCAGCUUCAUUCCUUGGCAAUUAAGGCUGGACGGUCUAGUGAUACUUUCGUUGCUAGUGCAAUUGUUGAUAUGUAUGGAAAAUGUGGUUGUAUAGAAGAUGCAGAAACAUUUUUCAACGGCUUGAAUUCUCGUGACACUGUGGCAUGGAAUACGAUCAUAUUUGGGUACUCACAGCAUGGGCAUGGAGAUAAGGCUCUUGAAGCUUUUAAUAUUAUGUUAGAGGAAGGUUUUGUGCCCGAUGGAGUUACCUUCCUGGGUAUCCUUUCUGCUUGUAGCCACAUGGGUUUGAUCGAGGAAGGGAAAAAGCUUUUUAACUCAAUGACUGAAGUUUAUGGCAUUGUACCUUCAAUCGAACAUUAUGCUUGCAUGAUUGACAUCCUUGGUCGGGCAGGCAAAUUUUAUGAGCUCGAGAGCUUCAUUCAGCAGAUGAAACUUACACCAAAUGCCUUGAUCUGGGAGACUGUUCUUGGGGCUUGUUACAUUCAUGGAAAUGAGGAAUUUGGUGAAAGAGCUGCCAAUGAACUUUUCAAACUUGAACCACGGAUACAUUCAAAUUAUAUACUUUUAUCCAAUAUUUUUGCUGCCAAAGGGAGCUGGGUUGAUGUUGCAAGGGUUAGGGCAUUGAUGUCCAGUCAGGGUGUUAAAAAGGAACCAGCAUGUAGCUGGGUGGAGGUUGAUACUCAAUUCCAUGUCUUCUUAUCUCAAGAUGGUUCACAUCCAAAAAUCCAUGAGAUCCAUCAAAAGUUGGAGGAACUUGGACAGAAACUUACUUCAGUAGGCUAUAUUCCGAAGACGCGUUACGUGCUUCAUAAUGUGACAGACAGAGAGAAAGUGGGAAAUCUACUUUAUCAUAGUGAAAGGUUGGCUCUAGGGUUUGCCCUUAUAAGCAGCACAUCAAGUAAAACAAUCAGAAUUUUCAAGAAUCUCCGUAUUUGUGGAGACUGCCAUGAUUUUAUGAAGAUUGUUUCAGAAUUCAUUAAUCAGGAAAUCAUUAUACGUGACAUUAAACGUUUCCACCACUUCCGAAAUGGCACCUGCUCAUGUCAGGAUUAUUGGUGAUGUUGUUAUGCAAGAGUUACGGGCAUGUUCACCUACAUAAAAUUUUUGAAGCCGCAACAAUAUUGCUUGAAGUUAUGGGAGUUCUCCACCAUCCAAGUGCCUGUUUGGUCGUGCUGUGGGAUAGUUUAAGAGCACUUUAAAGUAAGAAAAUGUUUUUUUGCUUUUUGCAGGAAAUUGGUGCUUUUUGUAAAAGCACUUUCAUAGAUUUGAUUCUUAAGACAGCAGGCCACUGAUAACAUUAGAGGAAACAAUCUCCCACUGGUCCCGGCUGACAUAUUGUGGAUCAAGGGCCACAAUUUCAAACUUGAGGACUGCUAUCAGUUGCAUCGGUGGGUUCAGGCUGGCUUCAGUGUUCUUCACCAUCACCAGACAUGCAAGGGACCCUCGGCCUCUUGUUCCUUCGGGUGUCCAGUGUACAGCUAUGGCUCAUCUGAGUGUCUCCUGGGCUGAACAGGGUUAGAUGCUUCCAAAGUCAUGCUGGCAGGAAACAGGGCAUAUCCGACUCACUCAGGUUACAGUAGAUAAAGAGCAGUGUCCAGUUGAUUCAAAGGUUACCAUCACUUAUUUGCUGUCAGAUGCUGUAGUUUGUAUGAAAGUGGUUUUACCAAUCUGAACAAGCCGCAUAAACUAGGAUUAUCAGUCUUUGCAGCUUCUUGAUGCAACCCUCUAUCUGGUUGAUUCUUAUUCUUAAAUUAAAUAUCGAAGAUCAACCCAAGAAUGAAUUUUUCCUUCUCCUUUUCUUGAGUUCAGUACUUCAAAAGCAGUAGAGAAAUGUAAGUAUAUCUUGUAAAGCUUAUGUUAAUAUCUUUAGAGGCACAUUGUUGGAGAAAUCAUGUCCUCUGCAAUUACCCUAAUUUCCUUCCAGUUUUGUGACUGGCAAUUAUAACUCUUACAAUAGAUAGUUCCCGAAGAUGUAAUUAAAGAUAUUUUCUUUCCACUAGAGAAAUAUAAUCAAUUUUCAUUUUAAUUUACUGCUA